AAAGUCACCUGUUUCAUGCUACAUCACAUUGAGGAGCCAUGUUCCCUGGGGGCUCAUGCUGCUGUCAUUGUGCCUCCCACCUGGAUCAUUAAGGUGAAGAAACCUCAGAACUCCUUAAAGACUUCAACAAGGCGAAAGAAGAGAACAUCCUUUAAAAGAAAAGCCAGCAAAAGAGGAAAUGAAGUAGGUACUCAAGAUAACAAAGGCCGGCCUUUUGUGAUAAAACCUAUCUCCUCUCCUCUCAUGAAACCACUGCUGGUUUUUGUCAAUCCAAAAAGUGGAGGGAAUCAGGGCACCAAGGUUCUCCAAAUGUUUAUGUGGUAUUUGAAUCCACGACAGGUCUUUGAUCUCUCUCAGGAAGGGCCAAGAGAUGCGCUGGAGCUGUACAGAAAAGUGCCGAACCUGCGGAUCCUGGCAUGUGGUGGGGAUGGGACGGUGGGCUGGAUCCUGUCCAUCCUUGAUGAGCUGCAACUCAGCCCCCCACCUCCUGUGGCUGUCCUUCCACUUGGCACUGGGAAUGACCUUGCCCGCACCCUCAACUGGGGUGGGGGUUACACAGAUGAGCCAGUGUCUAAGAUCCUGUGCCAUGUAGAAGAUGGAACCAUUGUCCAGCUGGACCGUUGGAAUCUCCAGGUUGAGCGCAACCCUGAUUUGCCCCAGGAUGAGCUGGAGGACGGGGCACGUAAGCUUCCCCUAAAUGUCUUCAAUAAUUACUUCAGUCUUGGAUUUGAUGCACAUGUUACGCUGGAGUUCCAUGAAUCCAGAGAAGCAAAUCCAGAGAAAUUCAACAGCCGAUUUAGAAAUAAAAUGUUUUAUGCUGGGGCAGCCUUUACAGACUUUCUGCAAAGAAGCUCAAGAGAUUUAUCCAAACAUGUUAAAGUUGUGUGUGAUGGUACAGACCUGACUCCAAAGAUCCAGGAGCUGAAGUUCCAGUGUAUAGUGUUUUUAAACAUACCCAGGUAUUGUGCUGGCACAAUGCCCUGGGGGAACCCUGGUGACCACAGAGACUUUGAGCCCCAGCGUCACGAUGAUGGCUACAUCGAAGUCAUCGGGUUCACCAUGGCCUCGCUGGCUGCUCUCCAGGUGGGUGGCCACGGAGAGCGGUUGCACCAGUGCCGGGAGGUGACGCUUUUGACGUACAAGUCUAUCCCCAUGCAAGUGGACGGCGAGCCCUGUCGGCUGGCUCCCUCCCUCAUCCGCAUCUCCCUAAGGAACCAAGCCAACAUGGUGCAGAAAAGCAAGAGGAGAACGUCCAUGCCUUUGCUGAAUGAUAUCCAUAAAGUGCAGUCUGCUGACCUGAGGAGAGUCUCGGCUCCCCCUGAUUCCUUCACUGUUCCUCAUUCCAUCCCAGAUCGCCUGCGGAUCAGAGUGAACAGGAUUAAUUUACAAGAAUACGAGGGGCUACAUUACGACAAAGAAAAACUCCGGGAAGCUUCCAUUCCCCUAGGGAUCAUAGUUGUACGAGGAGAUUGUGACUUGGAGACUUGUCGUAUGUACAUUGACCGUCUGCAAGAGGACCUACAGUCAGUAACCUCUACUACACAAAGAGUUCAUUACCAGGACCAGGAAAGCUCUUUCCCCAGAGUACUUUCUGUUCAGAGGCUCUCUCCUAGAUGGUGCUUCCUAGAUGCAACUUCUGCUGAUCGUUUUUACCGCAUUGACAGAUCUCAGGAACAUUUGCACUUUGUGACGGAAAUUUCGCAGGACGAGAUUUUUAUUCUGGACCCAGAGAUGGUAAUGUCUCAGCAGGUGGGAACACCACCAGGAAUGCCUGACCUGGUAGUGGAGCAGGCAACUGGAAUAUCGGAGAGGUGGAACCCUGCGGUUCGGAAGAGGAUGCUGAGUGACAGCGGCCUUGGAAAGAUUUCUCCCCACUACGAGGUACCUGACAAACAAAAGGACGCCAGCCAGACACAUAUGCUGCAGUCACCGGUUUCUUCAGAAGAUCAAGCACUUUUACAGGCAGUCAUAUCUGGUGAUGUACUGAAGUUCAUAGAAUGUUGUAAAAAAGGAGCCAAUUUGUUAAUCCAAGGACCUGAUCACUGCUCCUUAUUGCACCACGCAGCCAAGACUGGGAAUGGCGAGAUUGUGAAAUACAUCCUGGAGCAUGGUCCAUCUGAAUUACUGGACAUGACAGACAGUGAAACGGGUGAGACAGCACUACAUAAGGCAGCCUGCCAGCGCCACCGCGCCGUCUGCCAGCUCCUGGUGGAUGCGGGAGCCUCUCUGAGGAAGACAGACUCCAAGGGUAAGACCCCUCGGGACAGGGCUCAGCAAGCUGGUGAUCCAGAUCUGGCCUCCUACCUGGAGAGUCGACAAAACUAUCAAAUGGUUUCCCAUGAGGACCUAGAGACAGCAGUCUGA
Messenger RNA from Pyrgilauda ruficollis (rufous-necked snowfinch), 2364 nucleotides. RefSeq names its product diacylglycerol kinase iota (gene DGKI). Gene Ontology annotation, molecular function: protein binding; ATP-dependent diacylglycerol kinase activity. Gene Ontology annotation, cellular component: nucleus. Lineage: Eukaryota; Metazoa; Chordata; Aves; Passeriformes; Passeridae. The record is from RefSeq and is a predicted model, not a curated record. The transcript is spliced from 27 exons. The coding region runs from base 16 to 2364 and encodes 782 amino acids. Gene Ontology annotation, biological process: intracellular signal transduction; regulation of synaptic transmission, glutamatergic; lipid phosphorylation.